This is a messenger RNA of Gekko japonicus, 1167 nucleotides long. It is a transcript of the gene NEUROD2, whose product is annotated as neuronal differentiation 2. Lineage: Eukaryota; Metazoa; Chordata; Lepidosauria; Squamata; Gekkonidae. The coding region runs from base 1 to 1167 and encodes 388 amino acids. The transcript has a single exon. The record is from RefSeq and is a predicted model, not a curated record. Gene Ontology annotation, biological process: nervous system development; regulation of DNA-templated transcription. Gene Ontology annotation, molecular function: protein dimerization activity.
AUGUUGACGCGGCUCUUCAGCGAGCCCAGCCUGCUCCCCGAGGUCCAGAAGUUCUCCAGCUGGGCGGACGACUGCGACGACGACGACGACGACGAUGAGCGGAGCGACAAGGAGGAGCGCAAGGCCAAGGGCUGCCCGCUGGACGACCAGGCCGAGGGCUCCCUGGGGGAGGUGAAGGAGGAGAACGACUUGGGCGGGGACGACGACGAGGAGGAGGAGGAGGAGGAAGGCCUGGAGGAGGCGGAGGGCGACCGGCCCAAGAAGCGGGGCCCCAAGAAGCGCAAGAUGACCAAGGCGCGCCUGGAGCGCUCCAAGCUGCGGCGCCAGAAGGCCAACGCCCGCGAGCGGAACCGCAUGCACGACCUGAACGCCGCCCUGGACAACCUGCGCAAGGUGGUGCCCUGCUACUCCAAGACGCAGAAGCUGUCCAAGAUCGAGACGCUGCGCCUGGCCAAGAACUACAUCUGGGCGCUGUCGGAGAUCCUGCGCUCGGGCAAGCGGCCGGACCUGGUCUCCUACGUGCAGACCCUCUGCAAGGGCCUCUCGCAGCCCACCACCAACCUGGUGGCCGGCUGCCUCCAGCUCAACUCCCGGAACUUCCUCACCGAGCAGGGCCCGGAGGCCGGCCGCUACCACGGGCCCGGCUCGCCCUUCGCCGUCCACCCCUACCCCUACCCCUGCGCGCGGCUCUCGGGCGCGCAGUGCGCCUCCAGCACCAUGGCCAGCUCCCACGGCCUCCGCGCCCACGCCUACUGCGCCGCCGCCGCCGCCGCCGCCGCCUACGAGUCCCUCUACGGGAACGCCUCGCCCGACUACAACAGCUCCGAGUACGACGGGCCCCUCAGCCCCCCGCCGCCCCUCUGCGUCAACGGCAACUUCUCCCUCAAGCAGGACUCCUCCCCAGACCCCGAGAAGAACUACCACUACUCUAUGCACUACGCCGCCCUGCCCGCCGCCCGACCGCCCCCCGCCGCCGCCGCCGCCCACAACCUCGUCUUCGGGGGGUCCGCCGCCGCCAUGCGCGGAGGGGGCGGCGGCGGCGGAGGCGGAGGGGGCGGCGGAGGUGGAGGGGGCGUCCACUCCGAGAACGUUUUGCCUUACGAGAUGCACCUCCACCACGACCGGGGCCCCAUGUACGAGGAGCUGAACGCCUUUUUCCACAAUUGA